CCAUGGCAAAGGCAUUAUAAAACGAAAGACAGGGAGAUUCCUAUCACUCAAAAGCAUUCACAAGCGGAAUCGAUUUGGAGAGACAAAGCUGCAUUUAGCUGUGAUGCGGGAAAACAUUCAAGACGUCAAAGACUUACUCACAGUUGAUGAUUCCGUGAAUGUAACGGAUUAUGCAGGUUGGACUCCACUCCAUGAGGCAGUGUACAGAAACAACUAUGACUUGACAGAAAUUUUACUUGAAGCUGGAGCCCUAGUCAACUGCAGAGGAGAUAAUGGAAUUACACCUUUACAUGAUGCCAUACACUGUCAGUAUUACAAGAUAGUAGAUCUACUUCUGAAGAAUGGUGCUAAUCUAUUAUCAAAGUGUGACAGAGGGAAGACUCCUAUGGACAUGACCACAGACAGAUCUUUGGACAUACUGUUGGAGAAAUACCUGGAAAAGCCUAAAAUAAACCCUUUUACAGCUGAAAAUCCACCCAUAGCCACUAAUUCACCAUUUAAUCCAAAUAUGAGCAAAAUAAUCAACCAGAACUCCGUCACAGACACAAGAGCUCUUCUUCAGAAAUCAACUGUCGAAGGAACUGCUGAUACAAGUGAGCAUGAAAGCAGCCUGCAGUCUUGUGAAGCUGAACCCAUUCCUGGUCCAAGCAGAGAACAACCAAACUGUGAUCCAUCCAAGAUGUUUAAGGCCCCUUUCAAAGUGGAACCAUCACCUCAGACUUGCAGCAAUGCACUGCGUCUUGUGAGGGAUCAAGGACAGGACUUCUGUAGCCAGGGUCCCUCUCCGGUGCACGAUCAAGAGAGUGAGGGAUCAGACACCUCCAGCUGCCUAGACAGUGAUGUUACAGUGGACUAUAUCGAAGAUAAUUCAUCAUCACCAGAGCAUUGGACUCUAUGUGCCACUCAAGAUUUCUCUGGUUCCUAGAGCACUAGAGAUGUUUCUGUGGAUUGUCAAAUAUCUAAUAAAUUCAUUCAGUUGACAUUUGACACUUAAAUAUUGGGUAAUUUUUUUGGAAAUUAGUUCUCUUAUGUUUUUUUUACAUCAUUUGGGCUGUAUGCGAUCUGUGAUAAUACAUGCUUUGGUGGAAGUGAUGUCAUCGCCUUAGUAGUCAAUUACAAAAUGUAUAGACAUCUGGUAUAUGUUCGAAGUGUUGCAGUUUUCCUUAUGAAUUUGCUGCUGCUAUUUAAAAUUUACACUGAAUGUCCAGCCAGAAUUUAAAAAUUGUAUGCUAAUUACAUUUGUUUUGUUAUUUGAAGUAAGCAGUGUUAUACAAUUUUGCAAUUAAAAUUUGUAAUAGCAAUAAAAAUUCUUUGUAAGCACACA
Rhinichthys klamathensis goyatoka is the source of this 1324-nucleotide messenger RNA. RefSeq names its product tonsoku-like protein. The record is from RefSeq and is a predicted model, not a curated record. Gene Ontology annotation, molecular function: protein binding. The transcript has 6 exons. Gene Ontology annotation, cellular component: nucleoplasm. Lineage: Eukaryota; Metazoa; Chordata; Actinopteri; Cypriniformes; Leuciscidae. Bases 104 to 925 code for a protein of 273 amino acids.